Messenger RNA from Hevea brasiliensis (rubber tree), 2017 nucleotides. Its product is annotated as carotenoid dioxygenase carX. Gene Ontology annotation, cellular component: chloroplast stroma. Bases 55 to 1857 code for a protein of 600 amino acids. Gene Ontology annotation, molecular function: carotenoid dioxygenase activity. The record is from RefSeq and is a predicted model, not a curated record. The transcript is spliced from 12 exons. Gene Ontology annotation, biological process: carotene catabolic process. NCBI's taxonomy places the organism in Eukaryota, Viridiplantae, Streptophyta, Magnoliopsida, Malpighiales, Euphorbiaceae.
UUCUCGUGCUUCUGCUUCGUAACAAAGCAAGGCAAAAGGAUCAGGAGGAAAAAGAUGCCUUCUUCAUUACAUUCGGCGGCAUUUCAACUGAAUUGUUCUCUACACAAGCGUUCCUUCUCAGAAAGAUUUUAUCAUUUCAAAACUACUGAUCCCUCCUCUAUUCUCAAGCCAUUUUCAAGAGAUUUGCAGCUACUUCCUCUGCAAAUUGAUGUCUGCAAAACCAUCAAGAACACUUCUCUGAAACUGUUGGAUGCUUUUGUUGAUUCCUUUUUCGAGUUUGUUGACCAGCCAUUGCUCCCAUCGCAGAGCAACUUUGCUCCGGUUGAUGAAUUGAAGGAGGCAGUUGUUGUCAGCAGCAUUGAAGGAGAGAUUCCAUAUGAUUUUUCGGAAGGUGUCUACGUAAGAAACGGAGCAAAUCCUCUUUUCGGGGGACUAAAAUCGGCGACUUCUAUAUUAGGGAGGUCAAGCCACAUUUGGGUAGAAGGAGAAGGAAUGCUUCAUGUUUUAUAUUUUGAUAAAGGUAGUGAUGGAAACUGGACUGUUGUCUACAACAACAGAUAUGUCGAAACUGAAACGUUCAAGCUUGAAAAACAAAGAAACAAGCCAUCUUUUCUUCCUGCAAUAGAAGGCAGUUCAGCAGCAGUAGUAUCAGCUUACUUGCUAAAUCUGCUUCGAUUUGGAAAAGUUAACAAGUACAUAAGCAACACAAAUGUUUUCGAGCAUGCUGGGAAGUUCUACUCUGUUGCUGAAAAUCACAUUCCUCAAGAAAUUGACAUCUUCACCCUCAAAACUUUAGGCAACUGGGAUGUCAAUGGAUCCUGGAAUCGACCUUUUACUAGCCACCCCAAGAGAGCACCAGGUACAGGGGAGCUGGUUGUGAUGGGGGUGGAUGCUAAAGAACCUUUCAUGGAAUUGGGAGUAAUUUCUGCUGAUGGAAAGAGAAUGGUUCAUAAAGUGGAUCUCAAAUUGAAAAGGUGUACCCUUUGUCACGACUUUGGAGUUACACAGAGGUAUAAUCUGAUCUUGGAUUUUCCACUAACCUUGGACAUAUACCGACUCAUUAGAGGAGGCCCGUUAAUACAGUAUAAUAAGGAAGAUUAUGCAAGGAUUGGGAUAAUGCCUCGCUAUGGUGAUGCAGACUCAAUACAAUGGUUUGAGGUAGAACCAAAUUGCACAUUUCACAUUCUCAAUUGUUUUGAGGAUGGUCAUGAGGUUGUAGUGUGGGGGUGUAAGGCUCUUGACUCAAUCAUACCAGGACCUGAUAUGGGCUUAAAUAAGUUCGAGUGGUUUUCAAGGAGGUUUAGACAUAUAGAAUCAGAUAUUAAUACUGCUGAAGAUGGAUUAUUAUUUUAUCGCUGCCACGAAUGGCGAUUAAACAUGAAAACUGGAAAGACUAGAGAAAGAUAUCUCUCAGGAACGGAAUUCUCCAUGGAUAUGCCAAUGAUCAAUGGAGACUUUACAGGAGUUAAAAAUAAAUAUGGCUACACCCAAAUUGUUGACUCUGAGGCCAGCUCUAUUUCAGGCAUGACAAAAUAUGGAGGUCUAGCCAAAUUAUACUUUGCAGAGUCAGAAAACAAAUUUGAUGAGCUGAUAAAGGUGGAAUACCAUAAAUUUGAGAAGAACACCUUCUGCACUGGAGCUGCUUUUGUUCCUAAAAGACCAAGUCUUGAAGAAGAUGAUGGUUGGAUCAUCACUUUUGUUCACGAUGAAGAUACUAAUGUGUCUAAAGCUUGUAUAAUUGACACAAAGAAGUUCACCAGUGAACCAGUUGCCAAAAUCACACUGCCAUGCAGAGUCCCGUAUGGUUUUCAUGGAGCUUUCAUGCCAAUUCCAUUCUCAAACUUGAAAACACCAUAAGAUGUACAAGUUCCCAUAAAAUUUGCUCCUCUGAUCAGCUCUGUAAGGAGUAAAUCCCAUGUGAAUACCCCUUUGGAUAGGAACGGGGAGACCAACAUCUACACAAGUGAAAAGAAUCAUUGUAAAAUUUGAUAAAACAAAGGGAAUGUAUUUCUGACAA